This is a messenger RNA of Empidonax traillii (willow flycatcher), 940 nucleotides long. RefSeq names its product nuclear receptor subfamily 0 group B member 2-like. Gene Ontology annotation, cellular component: nucleus; cytoplasm. Gene Ontology annotation, biological process: negative regulation of transcription by RNA polymerase II. The record is from RefSeq and is a predicted model, not a curated record. NCBI's taxonomy places the organism in Eukaryota, Metazoa, Chordata, Aves, Passeriformes, Tyrannidae. Gene Ontology annotation, molecular function: transcription factor binding; transcription corepressor activity. Bases 46 to 873 code for a protein of 275 amino acids. The transcript has 2 exons.
AUAGGUCCACAUGUGGUGUUUCCUGCCACAGGGAACUCUGGCUCUAUGGCUACCAAGAUCCCAAUUAAGAAAUUUGGGAAAUGUCAGUGUGAGACACACCAUACUAAGAGCAUCCUGUACCAGAUCCUUAACAAAGAGCAUGGAAGUGAGACCAAGUGGCACCAACAGCAUCACAGUCCCCACUGCUCCACAGAAAGCAAGGGCUGCUCUUGUUGGGACAGGAGAAGAGUUGUCCUGAAAACACCAGAAGCCACAUGCAGAAGAGCUUCUGGAGUGCUCUUGAAGACUUCAACUUUUAUUAGAAACUUGCCUUCUUUUUACCACAUGCCUUUGGAUGAUCAACUUGUCCUCAUACAGCAGAACUGGGCCCCUCUUUUUGUCCUGGGCAUGGCACAAGAAGAGGUGGAUUUUGAUCUGAGAGAGAUUUCAGUCCCUAGUUUAUUGAAAAAAAUUCUCCUCAAUCAGUCUUUGACAGCUAGCAAUGAACUGGGCAGCUCAUCAGCAGGAGCAUCUUUAGCCGAAGUUCAGAAGAUGAAGAAUCUCUUGUGGAAAUGUUGGGACCUGGACUUAAGUGCAAAAGAAUAUGCCUAUCUUAAAGGAAUUAUUCUUUUUAAUUCUGGAUGCUGUGUCCUAAAAUGUCUCCCCUAUGUACAGAAACUGCAGCAGGAAGCUCAGCAAGCCUUGAUGGAGUUUGUCUCAACAAUGUUCCAUGGAAACCUGGGCAGGUUUGCUUCAAUUCUUCAGCUAAUCACCUCUCUUCGAGACAUUGAUGCAGAUGCUAUUGAAGAGCUUUUCUUCAGACCCAUUCGAGGAGAAGUCACCCUAAAUGUAUUGCUUCUAGAAACACUAUACAUCAAGCCAGACUGGCUUUGAAAACAGAUGACAUCUGAGCUCUUAAAUACCUAUUUUUGAAGAGAUGAGAGGUUAUUAUGAGCUAAAU